UCGCUCUGACAUAGAAAGUCAAACCGAGAAAAUUUUCUGGAAAACCAGCGUUUUUGCGAAAAGAAAUGUCCAAGUCUGAAACGGAAGCAGUUUCAGUGCCACAGGAGGUUCAUAGAACCCCUGAACCUACGCCUGCAGAAGGCCAGGCUCAAAACGUGGAGCUGCAGGCAACAGCUCUUAGCAAUGGCUUUCACAUGAACACUUCUGGUGAUGGUGAAGUGAAAUGCCAGGCAUCUGAUGAAUAUGCGAAGUCUAAAUGUGAUACAGACAGUGAGUUAACACAGAAAGAAUUAGGUGCUACCAAAGACAAUACUUCCUUUGAACCAGAUAGUGCCCAGAGGGCACCUACCUCUGCAGAGGCUCCAUCUGCUCAUGUUGCUAAGGCAACUGAAACACAUCAACCAGGAGAGGCUACUGCAGCAGCAACAGCACAGGCAGCAAGUGCUGCAGACACACAGCAUCCUGAGGAAGCAUCAGCAGGCACAUCUGACACACAUGGCUCUGAGGAAGCAUCAGCAAGCCCUUCUGUAACACAAGGUUCUGAGGAAGCAUCAGCAAGCCCAUCUCAAACACAAAGCUCUGAGGAAGCAUCAGCAAGCAGAUCAAACAAGGCUGAGGAACAGAAUGAUGCAGCCUCUGUGAGGGCAGAAUUAGAAAAGGAGAAGGAAAUUGACAUCUUCGGAAAUGGACUCCUUGUAAAGAAGGUGAUCCGUAAAGGUAGCUCUGAUGAACGUCCCAAUGAUGGCGAUACAUGCACCAUCAACAUUGAAGUCAAAUUGGCUGAUGGCACACUUGUAGAUCAAAUGGAGAAAUUCAGCUUCUUCCUCGGAGAACACGAAGUGAUGCUUGCCCUUGAUGUUGGAAUCAAAUUCAUGUACAUUGGAGAGAUCAGUGUCUUUCGCACAGAUGCCAAAUAUGCCUAUGGAGAAAGAGGAAGGGACCCAGAUAUUCCAGCCAAUUCCUCCUUGGUUUUGACUGUGGAACUCGCUCAAGUUUUCCCAGGUGUUGACAGACAGAAGCUCUCAGUAGACCAGCGUCUGGCCUUGGGAGAAAAGAAACGAGUGAGAGGAAAUCAGCUGUAUUCAUGGAAAGAUUAUCCAACAGCUAUUGAGGUCUACAGUCGGGCUCUUCACAUCUUGGACCCCCAAUCUGGAUCCUUCACAGAAGCACCAGAGAAACUACAAGAGUUUCUGGACUGUCGCGUCAAAUGCUACAACAACAUGUGUAUAUGCCAGAUGAUGCUUGGCCAUCAUGAAGCUGCAAUUAAAUCAGCUAACGAAGUCUUGAAUGUACAGCCAGACAACUGGAAAGCUCUCAGCCGUCUUGGCAAGGCUCUUGGUGAAUCUGGAGACACAAAGAAAGCCAUAGAAAUUCUGAGGAGAUGUGAAAAACUUAAUAAGAAGGAUAAGAAAUUCCAAUCUCAGAACCAAGCACUGAUGCAGACCUACAUAAAGAAAUCUGUGAAGGAAACAGAGAAAGAGAAGAAGAUGUAUAAGAAAAUGUUUGGACUACAAAAACCUGCCACUCCUAAAGUAGAAAAGAAACCCACCUCUGUUUUUGCUCCAUCAUGGAAAUGGGCCUUAGGAGGUGUUGGUAUGGCCUUAGUGGCAGUGGGAGUUACUGCAGCUUUCAAAUACUUCCAGCACUAAAUACACAAACUGUGAUAUCAGGAGAGGGUAGGGGGUGGGGAUGGUACAUAAUUCUUGAUUCUUUAACUUUUUCUUCAGUUAUUGCUUUAUAUCACAGUUUUAAGAUAAUUUAGAUCAGUGUGUUUUUAAGUUCAAUAUCAUUAUACAUUUAAGAUAGUUUGAUUUAGGGUCACAUUGAAGGUACUGUGUUAUUACAAGAUUCCAAAUUAUCCCUGUUUUGAGACCUUUCUGAGUUUGUUUCAGUUGUGUUGAUUUGGUUGAUUGUUGUUCAUGUCAUAACAAAAAUUUAUAAGCGUAUCAAGAUCAAAACUAUAAAGGAGUAAAGAUUUAAUUUGUGCCAAGUUUUCUACCAUCAGAGACAUGAACACGCUUUAUUAAUUGAUAUUUUCCAUUUUUCUACAAUGAUAUAAAACUACCCCUUUUGAUUUUAAGAAAAGUUAAUAUUAUAUUACAUAAGCUCCAGGGAAAAUAAUUUAUUUUUCAAAAAUUGAUAAAAUGGUUGGAGGAAAUGCAAACUGGUUGCAGAGGGAGACAGUAUUUGCAGGAGGGCGUAGAGUCGUACUAUAUUCAUUUCUACCUGUAUUGGCAUUUUCAUAUCAGCCAGGGAGAGAAGGAAAGACUGUGGACAAGACAAUUCACUAGGGAAUUUCCAACCAAGGAAAUUGUUGGGAGAGCUCUGGAUGGCUGUUACAUAUAUUGAUGAGUACCUAAUAAUUGUGUGUGUGUUUUUGCAGCUGAUCUGAUGGACAUGAUCUGGAAAAAAACUGCUUUUGGUGAAGCAAUAUGUUGAUGAUAUGAUAUGAGAUGGGUUGGCAUGCCUGUUACGGAAAUUAGUUAUCGGUUUAAUUUAAUCUCCUUUAAAGACCUAAUUGACUGUGCCUUUGUUGCCAUUUUGAAGGUCAUGUUUCUGCUAUAGUCAUAAAGACCUCACAGUUGGUACGCCUAUGUGGAUGUUUUAUGAUACACAAUGCCCCACAUCAAACGUGUCGAGGAAUAUUAGGGUGUGGCGGGAAUCUCUUAUUUAUCACAGACAGAUGUGUUUACUUGGAUGUUACCAGAUCAUUCUGCCUUGACUUGACGCUAGUUGGUGUGUUGUUGUGUACUGUACUGUGUCUGCAUUAAUUGUACUGGCACCGAGGUUUUAUUGACAAAAGGCGGAUCCCACUUUCAAAAUAUUACGAGGGUUGUCAGUAUGGAUAUUAGAGGAUGAUGAAUUGCCAGUUUGAUAACAUAUUUUUACGGCAGGAGACUAGCUUAUUUCAAUAUUAUGUUAUCGGUAUGUGAUUUCACUGGUUGUUGGUAAUUUUUCGGGGAUUCAUUGGGUUGUGCGCAAAACAUAUACUCUCCAAUUAUACAUGAGAAAUUCAUAAUGUGUAAUUAUUCCAGAGCACAUCAAAACAAAUACCUUGAAGUUUUGUGUAAAUGACCUGCCGAGUUUGAUUGGACGCAGAUAUUUCCACGCUCAUACCAGGUUCAUUAUCGAACAGCUACCUGUUUGUUUGGUGACUUCACUGUCUGGGGAAAAGAAUCACAAGAGUAUUCUUUUUCUUAGAUAGCAAGUCUGUCAAAUGAAAUAUGGAAUGAAUAUUGCAGUACAUUGGAGAUCCAAUUUACCCCUACUGCCAGUAUUUUAUCCCAUCCAAAAACCAUUAAUGGCACACUUAUAAACCCCUGGAGUAUUUAGACCAUCAAAAGGGUUUCUAUACACUCACAUUGUAAACCUAAUCAAAAAGGUACUCAUUUUUCGAGCUGAAAAUAACAUUUUAAAAUAAUUUGUGAAACAGUAGGUCAGAUAUAAUUUUCUUUGAAAUUAAUCCUAUGGUUAUUAAGAUUUAAGUAACUACCUUCAAUGUGUCCUAAAUUGAUGAAAUCCAUUUUGCCAGCAGAAGAUUAUUUGCAUUCCACUAUGGUCAUGCUUCAAAUUUUAAAUAGUAGAAAAAAACUAGUUAAUGUGGGUUUUUUAAAUAAAGAUAAGACUUGUAGUUCAUUUAAAUAAUUGGUGUACUUCUAGUCAAGUAAAGCUAUCUUCCAUGUAUCUUUUAGGGACAGCAUAAUUUGAUUAUCAAGGGAUAGUGCCAUACAUAUUGAAAAAAGGCAACAUUAGAUUUUUCUGUAAGUUUGGAGGUGAAUCAUGAUUAAAGGAGGGAACAUAACCUCAAACUUCAUUGCAUUGAUGUUUUUAUGUGUAUUUAACUUGUGCCAAAGUGGUUGAAGAAGAACAUAUGAAUAGAUGUAACAAGGAAAAAUGCCUUGGCCUGAUUCUCUCGCACGAAGGCUGCUUUGAUUUUUUGAGACUUUUUAAAGUCAUGUAUGUGUAUCGUAUGUACAGAUCAUGUACUUGUUUGUGUUACUUGUAAUAGAUUCAUCACUUUAUCAUAAAUGAAUCUCUUCAUUCACUUUCUGUGAAAAGUCCAAGAUUUACUGCUACUGUUGUAAAACUGAACAUCACACAGUGUCAAAAUAUAUACCCAUAGUAUAAAAGGCUUCAUGUGUUCUUAAAUGUGUAGAAGAUUUUUAUACAAAAUUCAAUGUGGUCUUGGUGUGAAUUUUCUUGCACCUUAAACAGUAAACAGUUUAACAGAAUGGUUUCUAUCUCUGUUUACAGAGCUAGAGGCACAUUACUGUAGGUGAAACCUUCGUAUUGAGUUCAGAAUUGUUUUAUAUUUCAUAAAUGUGUUAAUCAAACUGUUAUAAGGUUACAAAAACAACAUUUAAUCAGUUUCAAAAUAAUAUUCCCAUCGCAUUCCAAACAAAUUUAUCAUUUAUAUACCAUUUAUCAGAGUGAUUGUGUAGAAUUGACUUGGGUUUAAAUGUCAGCGAGAUACGAACAACACCGAGAGGAAAAAUUGCACUUUGUUAUGUGAUAGUGAAUAUCUGUGAUGUGCUGUUUAAAGAUGAACUAAAUAUAUAUCAUGUCUAUGAA
Ylistrum balloti is the source of this 4572-nucleotide messenger RNA. RefSeq names its product peptidyl-prolyl cis-trans isomerase FKBP8-like. The transcript is spliced from 11 exons. Bases 66 to 1649 code for a protein of 527 amino acids. Lineage: Eukaryota; Metazoa; Mollusca; Bivalvia; Pectinida; Pectinidae. Gene Ontology annotation, molecular function: protein binding; peptidyl-prolyl cis-trans isomerase activity. The record is from RefSeq and is a predicted model, not a curated record.